Molecule: messenger RNA, 1626 nt
Organism: Desarmillaria tabescens
Lineage: Eukaryota; Fungi; Basidiomycota; Agaricomycetes; Agaricales; Physalacriaceae
Exons: 2
Coding region: 299-1534 (411 amino acids)
Source: RefSeq, a predicted model, not a curated record
GGGUAUCGUUAAAAUCAUUCCAAUUUGAAUCUCGUAACUUCUUCUGAAAGGAUAGCGGAAGAGACGUCCUUUUGCCCUUUUUCUUUUGCCGACUGACCUGCUAUUUACGGAAAUAUCCGGAUACUCUCCUCUCUUCACCGUCGCUACCCAGUUUUCCGCACUGCCCCGAUUCUUUUGUUUCGUUCUCAUCGAGAAACAAAGGAUAAAAUUUCACUGUAGAAUGUUCGAGUAGCCUCGUUCUCUCAUAAAAAGGUAACCCCUCAGCCUACCUUAUCACCGUUUUCUGAUUGCACGAAGGAUGACGGGAGCUCCGAACGAGGCCAAAAAGUCGCGCCCGGCACGAAAUCGUGCAUCUACCAGGAUAAUCAAGGACGAGCCAACAGACGCCCAAAUCCCUGUCGAAGUUCCUCUUGACCAUGGCUGGCAGAACCCUGCCGAACUCAACUAUAUCGACGCCAGCACCAUGACUAAUGCCAAUAUUAUCGAAUACCUUAUCACGCACUCCUUCUCCGUCCCCCCAAAGCGCAACAUGUGGGUAACCAUCACCUCUGCGGACGGAACAACGACCGUGAUACCCGGCGGAUACCGUAUUCCUCUCCUCUUCGCUGCUCACUUCCAAUGGACCUCCCUUCGCCUCGUUUUAGACUCUGGAGAAUGGGAUCAGUUUAAGUCCGGAAUUCUCCACAUCUCCCGGAUGUGCGAUAGAUUUUUGGAAGAGGCAAGGAGUGCUUUGAGACGGGGUAUGGUGAAGGGGUGGAGGUGCCCUACAUUUGAUAGGUUGCUGGUGAGGUAUCGUUCGUAUUACCUCUUAUCUGAUCCGGACAGUGUGAAGGAGUUUCAUGAGAUGUACGGGGAAGUGGAAUAUGCGAGCGACGCGCUCAAGUUUGACUGGAAACAAUGGGCUUUGAAAGGACAUAAGGGCUUCAAGCUUUUGGAAGAAGAUAUCCUCGGUGGGAUAGAGCUGGGUAGGUGGCUGGAAGGGCUCAGGGAACGCGACGGGGACUGGGUCUGGGAUACAUCACCAGGCGCUUCGGGCCGACUGGCGAUGGAUUAUUUGCAAGAAUGGAGGAAGACGAAGGUCUGGUCGACGAUCCCGCCAGUGUUGCCCCCAAUCCCAGAACCUACACCCAACGAUGCCGUUCCUCCUCCUGAUUAUUCCAUUUCCCAUCCCCCUCCUCCAGAUGAAGACGUCCUCCAGUUCCUCAAAGCUCGUGCAGAAGAAAUCAAAAGUCAAGAACGCCGCAUUGCUGCUCUCGAAGCGGACCUCGCCAUGCUCAAAACGACUAGGAACAGCGCUCCACCAACCCCCACAGAGGAUGCGAAGCCAGAGUUUAUCCCAAUGGCGAAUUUUCCUGACAUCGAGGACGUGGACUGCGCGUCGAGCUUCUGGCAGGACCCAUUGAAGAGGUUUUUGGAUAUGCCGGAGGUCGAAGCGGCAAAAGCGGAGGACAUGGAUGUAGAUGUGGUUAUGGAGGAUGCCUCUCUAUCGGCUGGGCCAGUCAAGUCAUGGCGCAAAAUUCAGAGGAUGGGUUAGUGUCUUGUUGCUAUUAGUAUCAUUAUAGAUUGUUGUACUACACUCCGCUUGUUAAAUAUUAUGGUCAAAAAUGGCCUUUGUGUGACUACAAC